AGAUGGAGAGCAACAAAGAUUCGAACGGCUCCGUUUCUCCAAAAUUGAUAUUACCACUUUCGUCGCCUUAAAAUUUUUCCGGCAAAAUGUGUAGAAGCCCUGUGUCACCUCCACAUCAUGAAUCCGAUCAUGUUUCUGGCGGAUCUGUUGAGACUAUUGUCUAUAUUUUAACUUCCGGUGGUCGUCGGAUUCCGGCACUCGCUAAAAUACUGGCAUCAGCUUCGCCGGUAUUGGAGAGCAUAAUCGAUAGGCCGCGGAAGCACCGGAGUUCCGAGAAGACUAUUCCGAUUCUCGGCGUUCCGUGUGAGGCUGUAGAGGUGUUUGUUAGAUUCAUCUAUUCCAACAGGUGCAGCGAAGAAGAGAUGGAAAAGUUCGGGAUCCAUCUGCUAGCCCUUUCUCAUGUUUACCUAAUUCCACAACUGAAAGCGAGGUGCACCAAAGCGUUGAUCGAACGGCUAACGAUAGAGAACGUCGUCGACACUCUGCAACUCGCCAGGCUCUGUGAUGCGCCGGAUCUCUACCUCAAGUGUAUGAAAUUGAUAUCCAACAGGUUCAAGGUCGUCGAAGAAUCAGAAGGUUGGAGAUUCCUACAAGACAAUGAUCCAUAUCUCGAACUCGAAAUUCUCAAGUUCAUCGAUGAAUCCGAAUCGAGGAGAAAGCGGACUAGGAAGCAUCUUCAAGAACAAAGUUUGUAUUUCCAGCUGAGUGAAGCGAUGGAUUGUUUACAGCAUAUCUGCACCGAAGGUUGCACAAGUGUAGGACCAUACGACAAGGAACCAAGCAAGAACAGGGCACCUUGCAGCAAGUUCUCAACAUGUGAAGGCCUCCAACACUCCAUUAAACACUUCGCAAUCUGUAAGAAGAGAGUUAAUGGAGGUUGUGUUCGGUGUAAACGUAUGUGGCAGCUCUUCAGACUCCAUUCUUCCAUCUGUGAAUCACCUGAUUCGACUUGCAGAGUCCCCCUAUGCAGACAAUUCAAAAUCAAAGAGCAACAAGUGAAGAACAAGAAGGAAGAAGCAAGAUGGGAAUUGCUAGUGAGAAAAGUAGUUGCAGCUAAAGCCAUAUCUUCCUUAUCUUUACCCAUGAGGAAGAGGGAACAACAAGAACAGCCAAGAUCAUUGAGAGACGCCAUGAACAACCAUGUAAGUGUAGCAUGUUGAACACGGAUUUAGGAGAAAUGAGUCUUAUUCUUUGUUUCUUUAUUUUUGUUUGAUCUGUUUAGUUUAGUGGAAAUGGUAAAGAUGGUGUUGUUUGUACAUGUGGCAUGUUUGGUGUGGGUUUAGAAUGGUAUUUUGUUAAAAAGGGUACUCUUUGUAAUUGAGAAAAAAGGGUGAGCUUUUUCGACUUUUUAAGGAAUAUUUUAGUAUCGUA
Messenger RNA from Lactuca sativa (garden lettuce), 1371 nucleotides. Its product is annotated as BTB/POZ and TAZ domain-containing protein 1. Gene Ontology annotation, molecular function: protein binding. Lineage: Eukaryota; Viridiplantae; Streptophyta; Magnoliopsida; Asterales; Asteraceae. The record is from RefSeq and is a predicted model, not a curated record. Gene Ontology annotation, cellular component: nucleus.